AUUCUGAGUGCUGCAGGCGAAUGGACGCGUUUAAUCACUUUUUGCAAUUGUCAGGAACUUUACACGAAGCACGUAUUUUUUGUUUACUUCCUGGUAAAUGCACUGUUCAAACGAAGGCUCUACAGUGACAUUCUGAAACUGAAUCUGAACGCUGUGAUUGAAGCCGGAUUAUUGCUGGUUCUUGGUAGGACUUAUCUGAUGUGUCAGAAUCGUCGAGCAGCAACUUCCUGUUUGCAAGGAGCCGUUGCCAGGGACGAGUCUUGCAUUGAAGCUUUUGAGCUGAUCCAGAAAUAUCGGCUUUACCCAAAACAGUUUGAGGAGUUUGUUGAAAAGUAUUUGUAUUAUUUUAUUGGUCCGGUGAUAAAAAUAGAUUGA
Gongylonema pulchrum is the source of this 375-nucleotide messenger RNA. The record is from the annotation of a GenBank genome assembly. NCBI's taxonomy places the organism in Eukaryota, Metazoa, Nematoda, Chromadorea, Rhabditida, Gongylonematidae.